Molecule: messenger RNA, 1009 nt
Organism: Pseudomassariella vexata
Lineage: Eukaryota; Fungi; Ascomycota; Sordariomycetes; Amphisphaeriales; Pseudomassariaceae
Product: Asp/Glu/hydantoin racemase
Exons: 4
Coding region: 89-856 (255 amino acids)
Source: RefSeq, a predicted model, not a curated record
CCGCAGAAACAGCUCCUUACACAAGCCCAUAGAUGCGAUACGCUGGAGUUCAGUUUGAAACACAAGAUUGUGCCCGUCAGGCGCCAAGAUGGCGAUCGCAACCCAAGCCCCAGUCAGCUAUGUUUCCCCACGUGCUCGGUUCGGACUCAUCGUGCCAGCGACGAACACAGUUGUUGAAGCCGAGUUUGGUUGGAUGCUAGUCCCUGGCGUUUCAUGGCAUACCGGACGCAUCGAGAUUUCGAAUCCGUCGCUGAAGAACGAUGCCACCAUGAUAGCGUUCCUCAAGCAAUUGCGGGACACUAUUGGAGGUGCUGUCAAUCGUGUGCGCAUGUGUUUACCUACGUACAUUGUAAUGGGAAUGAGUGCCGAGACGUUCUGGGGUGGUAAAGAUGGCGCAAAACAGUUCGAAGACUUCAUGAUGGAGAAAUCAGGCAGUUUGGGGGUAACAACUGGAGCCCAAGCUGCAAAGGCUGCCCUGGACUGUUAUAACGCCAAGAAGAUUGGCAUCAUAACCCCGUAUCAGGCCGUUGGCGACCAACAGGUUGUCGACUUCUUUACUCAAAUCGGGUACGAAGUCCACAUGAUCUACGGUUUGCGCUGCGAGACAGCGACGUCCAUUGCUGAGGUCGAUCCGGAGAUAAUCAAAGAGGCGUUCAGAAAAGUGAACGCUCCUGAUGUGGACGCACUGAUGCAAGCUGGCACGAAUCUGCCUGCCGCGAGGGCAGCCGCUGAGAUGGAAAAGGAGCUCGGGAAGCCCGUCAUCGCCAUCAAUACGGCCACUGUUUGGCAUGCAUAUCGUGCUAAUGGUAUUUUAGACAAGGUUCAGGGUUUUGGCUCACUAUUGGAAGAACAUUAGUAUAUAAAGAAUCGGUAUGGGUUUACCACUGCGUUGGCUUAAAAUACCGUUGUCGUCAAUAAUUUGUGGACUGGAUGCCAAAAUAGUAAGCCCAUGUGUUCUUUAUAACUCCUAUCAAGUGCACACAAAAUUACACUAGCCACGGAAGAGGAG